AACCAUUCUUCUCUCUGCGUCCAGACUGGCUGUCUCCAAUUCAUCUCGGAGGAAAUAGUCAGGAAUUUCAACUGUUUUCUCUUGCUUUAGAUAGAUUCUUCUAGCAAUUUUUAUUUUAUUAUAUAUAAAGAGGGCGAAUAUCUCUCUCACUUUACAGAUAUACAUUUCAACGUACAAACAGGUUUGGGCUUUUUUUUGCUUCUUUGUUGAUCGUGUUUUCCGCUCUAUCUUGUUUGAGAGUUGGUGGGUUUUGGGUUUUUUGCGUUGAUUUUUUGUUUGAGGGAAGAGAAAGAAGGGUUCUUGGUUUUGGUCGUCUUUGUUAGUCUUAGUUUGUUUGUGGGGCUAAGGGUUUUGGGUUUGAUUCUAGGAUUUUUGUUCUUCGUAUUUUUCUGAAGAUACGGGAAGGGGUUCUUGAUUAAUGGACGGAUUCAGCGGAGAGAAGAAGAGAGUGGUGGUGAUUGGAGGCGGAGUGGCCGGCUCUCUUGUCGCCAAAACCCUUCAAGAUCAUGCGGAUGUUUUUCUCAUUGAUUCGAAGGAAUACUUUGAACUCCCUUGGGCAGGUUUGCGAGCAAGGGUUGAACCCUCAUUUGCAAAAAGAAUAGUGAUUAAUCACUUGGAGUACCUUUCUAGAGCUCGUGUUAUUGCAUCUCCUGCGACGAACAUCACUGAAAAUGAAGUUCUGACUGCACAAGGCCGCCUAAUUGCAUAUGACUAUCUUGUGGUUGCAACUGGUCAUACAAGUUCCGGUGGAUACACAAAAGACGAGAGACUUAAUUACUACCAAACAGAGCAUGAAAAGAUAAAAUCCGCGAAGUCAAUUUUGAUCGUUGGAGGGGGGCCCACUGGUGUAGAACUAGCAGGUGAAAUUGUUGUUGACUUCCCUGAUAAGAAGGUAACGCUGGUGCAUAAAGGACCAAGGUUACUUGAAUUUAUCGGAGAAAAGGCGGGAAAAAAAGCACUGGAUUGGCUAACUUCAAAGAAGGUUGAAGUCAUCUUGGGUCAGUCUGUCAACUUGGAAUCUGCAUCAGACGGUACUUAUGAGACAUCAGGUGGAGAGACCAUCAUAGCUGAUUGCCAUUUCCUUUGUGCUGGCAAUCCUGUUGGUUCGUCGUGGCUAAAGGAGACUAUUCUGAAGGACUGCUUAGAUGAUCAUGGGAGGCUAAAGGUUGAUGCUACAUUAAGGGUCAAGGGUCACGGUAAUAUCUUUGCUAUUGGUGACAUCACCGAUGUUCCUGAGCUCAAACAAGGAUAUCUAGCUCAGGCGCACGCCAUGCUGACUGCUAAGAACUUGAAGAAGUUAAUAAGGGGAGAAAAUUCGAGAAAGCUGUCUACGUACAAGCCCGCUUCAGAUGUGGCAAUUGUUUCACUUGGCAGAAGAGAAGGAAUCGCACAAUUCAUGUGCUUGACCGUCGGCGGACGCCUUCCUGGCAUAAUGAAAUCUAAGGACUUGUUUGUUGGAAAGACACGGAACUCACUUGGUCUAAAAUCAAAUGUGGCGUAGCUCAAAUAGCUGGGAAGGAUUCGCCCUUUCCAUUUUAUCAUCAAAUUCGAUACUUAAGUUACAAACAAUGGUCCUUUUUCCAUAUGUCUUUACAUUUUUCUGGUGUUUUAUCUUCCCUUCUAUAUAAAGGACCUUCUUCAAUGUGAGCUCUUGAUCUUAUACAAAUUUGUGCUGGUGAAGAAUUUAUUAUGUGAAUUCAGCUGCAGACUGCAGUCUCUGUGUUGUUUUUCUUGUAAUGUUUGUGCUUAA
Molecule: messenger RNA, 1750 nt
Organism: Sesamum indicum (sesame)
Lineage: Eukaryota; Viridiplantae; Streptophyta; Magnoliopsida; Lamiales; Pedaliaceae
Cellular component (GO): cytoplasm
Molecular function (GO): electron-transferring-flavoprotein dehydrogenase activity; flavin adenine dinucleotide binding
Source: RefSeq, a predicted model, not a curated record